UUGUCUAGGAUCGUAAGUGAUUGUGCUAACGCAACUUCGAAACAGGGCUUCGAAUAUUUUGGCAUUCAGUUCUAUGGUGAGUGUUGGUCCGGAGUGAGUAAGAUAGCCUAUGAUGCCGUUGGCAAAUCAGACAACUGCAAAGGUCCGAAUUUCACAAAGUGUGAUGAUGCACCUUGCUCGUACUGUGUGGGACAAGCAAAAGUGAACUACGUAUAUAAAAUCAAUUCGUGAUUGCCCUCCUCAUGCAGGUAAAAUAACAAGAACCAAGACUGAGUACCUACCCCUCCCCUAAGUCACCAAAGUGAGAAGUAAGUGUUGAUGUUGACUUAGGUGCGAUCAGGCGUUUUUUUUUUAAGGGCGGACGAGGCGAAUGGAAAAAAAAAUAACGCCUGAUACAUUUAUUUAACAAGCCACCAGCCGCCCUGUAAUUUAAAUAAACAAACGUCAGCUCUACCUGUCAAGUUAAUGGGCCAAUCAGCAUUUACCGGAAGUCAGUUGCUAUGCGUACAUUGGCGGGAAUCUCAUUUCAACGAGGCGCGGAAAACGUCUGCCCGCUCCCUUUUAUCCCUCUAUGUCUCUCAAGGGAAGAGAAAAGAAAAUUACACGGCGAUGUUCAGAUGGCGCUCGCUAAAAAAGUAAAAAAUGUUAUCUUUGUGAUGAAAUUCUACUAGCUGGGGCUGUGCCGUUAUGCAAAGCCGCAAGAAAUGGAGAGUUAACGGAAAAAAAAAUUGUCCACUGCCGGCAGUAUCGUGUUGUCGGCCUUAGUCAUAAGCGUUGGGAUAGGUAUUUGUAA
Porites evermanni is the source of this 793-nucleotide messenger RNA. NCBI's taxonomy places the organism in Eukaryota, Metazoa, Cnidaria, Anthozoa, Scleractinia, Poritidae. The record is from the annotation of a GenBank genome assembly.